This is a messenger RNA of Gossypium arboreum, 595 nucleotides long. RefSeq names its product 40S ribosomal protein S7-1. Gene Ontology annotation, molecular function: structural constituent of ribosome. Lineage: Eukaryota; Viridiplantae; Streptophyta; Magnoliopsida; Malvales; Malvaceae. The record is from RefSeq and is a predicted model, not a curated record. Gene Ontology annotation, biological process: translation; ribosomal small subunit biogenesis; rRNA processing. Gene Ontology annotation, cellular component: ribosome; 90S preribosome; cytosolic small ribosomal subunit.
AUGCACUCACUUUUGUCACCCAACUUUACUAACCAGCAAUUGAGCAAAGCUUUUCGUAGGGUUCAUGUUAAGCUCGUGAGGGAACUCGAAAAGAAGUUCAGUGGCAAGGUGGAGGUUGUUUCAUGUUCGAGUCAUUGGGGAUUUGAUGUGAUUCUCAUUUCCACCCAAAAGAUAUUAAGGCCUCCAAAAAAGGGCUCUGCUGUUCAGAGGCCACGCACCGUACAUGAGGCAAUGCUAGAAGAUAUCAUCUUACCUGGCGAGAUUGUCGGGAAGCGCGAUGGAUUGAAGAUGAAUAAGGUGUAUUUGCAUCCGAAGGAACGAAACAACACGGAGUAUAAGCUCGAGACCUUUUCUGCGGUUUACCGGAAGCUUGCCGAAAAGGAUGUUGUGUUUGAGUUCCCCGGUACAGUGGCAUAGAUAGAUCCUUUUCAAGUGUAUUGACACUUCGUGUUUUGGUCUUCUUUGCCUCCAAAACUGUUUUGUUGUAGUGUAUCUUAAAAUUUUGGCAUUCAUUUCAUUAUAUAGUUCAUUAAGCUGAAUGUUCAAUUGGGAAAACAGCUAUAAAAUAGAUAUUUGGAGUGUUUUGAGUUCUAAA